Molecule: messenger RNA, 1259 nt
Organism: Sinocyclocheilus grahami
Lineage: Eukaryota; Metazoa; Chordata; Actinopteri; Cypriniformes; Cyprinidae
Gene: slc35a3b
Product: solute carrier family 35 member A3b
Exons: 8
Coding region: 1-1071 (356 amino acids)
Biological process (GO): pyrimidine nucleotide-sugar transmembrane transport
Cellular component (GO): Golgi membrane
Molecular function (GO): pyrimidine nucleotide-sugar transmembrane transporter activity
Source: RefSeq, a predicted model, not a curated record
AUGGCUUUAACUGGGACUAAACAAGGGCACUCGUCCCUGUCUCCUGUCUCUGUGUCAUCAGAGGUGUCCAGUAUUUCCAUGUCGUCCACCUCAUCACGACUGAAGUAUGUUUCUCUGGGGGUGCUGGUACUGCAGACCACCUCCUUGGUGCUGACAAUGCGUUACUCGCGUACGCUGCAGUCCGACGGGCCGCGCUACCUGGCGUCGUCUGCCGUAGUGUGUGCUGAAGUCCUGAAGAUUGCUGCAUGCAUGCUGCUUGUCUUCAGAGAACACAGUUUCAGUGUUCGUGCGCUGAAUCGGGUGUUGAAGGAGGAAAUAAUCAACAAGCCUCUGCUAACUCUGAAGUUGGCCAUUCCCUCAGGUAUAUACACCCUGCAGAACAACCUGCUCUAUGUGGCUCUGUCAAAUCUAGAUGCAGCUACCUACCAGGUUACAUAUCAGCUGAAAAUUCUCACUACAGCCCUGUUCUCCGUGUCCAUGUUGGGCAAAAUACUCGGCAUUUACCAGUGGCUCUCACUAGUCAUUCUGAUGACUGGAAUUGCACUUGUCCAGUGGCCAGCUGAAGUUACAUCAAGCACCAAGCAGGAGGAUCUGACUGCCGGCUCUCAGUUGAUGGGUCUGCUGGCUGUGCUUGUGGCCUGCUUCUCCAGCGGAUUUGCUGGCGUGUAUUUUGAAAAGAUCCUCAAAGAGAGCAAGCAGAGUGUCUGGAUCCGUAAUAUUCAGCUAGGUUUAUUUGGAUUGAUUUUUGGACUUGGGGGAGUGUUUGCGUACGACGGAGAAAGAGUGCAGGAGAAUGGACUCUUUCAAGGGUACAAUCAUGUGACGUGGACUGUGGUGGCUCUUCAGGCUUUGGGUGGGUUAGUCAUUGCAGCUGUCAUCAAAUAUGCAGAUAACAUCCUGAAGGGCUUUGCCACAUCCAUCUCAAUCAUUCUGUCCACCCUCAUCUCUUAUUUCUUGUUGGAAGAUUUUGACCCUACUAGUGUGUUUUUCCUGGGUGCGAUGCUGGUUAUCGCUGCUACGUUUCUCUACGGGUAUGAGAGCACACCUGCGGUCAACCCUAGUAAAGUAUAGAAGACUGGACAUGAGGUGAUAAACAAUCAUCAGGAGAUGAUCUACUUCAGGUGAAGUUCAGGACAAGAGAACCGGUGAUAUUGUAAGGACGCUAUUAGAAGGUAGCACAAAAAAAAAAAAGUAUUAUAUGACAUCAACACACCAGGAAUCAAACUCCUGCUUCUGAUGUAUUAGGUGGCAGGACUGUU